GCAUACACACGUGACAGGGAGUCACAAGGACAGUUAUACUUAUGCUAAACAAAUCUCCCCUAAACCCACUCCCCCCUCUCCUCCGCGCAAUCUUCUCGCCGGCGAAACGUAACGGUUAUAUCCCGAUUCCUUACCACCACUUUUUCACCCGAUUAUACCAAAUCUUACACACAUUUAAUUCGCUUUACACUUCUCUCUCUCUAUCUCUCUCUGAAAUCUUCCUUUGAGCUUUUAGAAUUUGUGAUUUGAUCUGAAUUAGGGUUUGAAACUGUGAAUUUUGAUUAGAGGAUGCGAUAUAAUGGUGGCUAACGUGUCUUCUCCAACAAUUACAUCUAACCCAAAGGUAUUAUCACGAGGCCCUCCUCCUCCGGCGAAAGCAAAGCGUGCGCCGUUGGUACCUUCUGAGGCUGAUAACAAUGGUCCUCCUGUUCCACGGCGGCCGAAAUCUAGAGAUGUUAGUUCACGGUACUUAUCAUCUACUGUUUCUUCGUCUUCUAUCUCAACUACAAUGACGUCGACAUCUUCGUCGUCUUCUUUUUCUUCUACAACGACGUCGGCGUCUUCGAAUUCCACGGGUACUCCAAGGAGGCGGUUUCCGUCGCCGUUAGUUUCUUCAGCUAAUCUGAUGACGCCAGCAUCGACGGUGAAUAAUAAGCGACCUCAGUCGGCCGACCGACGUCGUCCUGGGACUCCGCGGAUUGGUGAGAUGUCGACCACCGCGAAGAUGCUAACGUCAUUGCCGGCGAGGAGUUUGUCAGUUUCGUUUCAAGGUGAAUCGUUUGCGCUUCAGGUAAGUAAGUCAUCCAAGCCGGCUCCCACUGGUGCUAAUAUUGGAUCGAGAAAUGGUACACCGGAGAGGAGGGCUUCGACGCCGGUUAAAAAGUCAGUAAAUCCAAAGCCGAUUGAUCAGCAAAGGUGGCCAGCGCGAUCUCGGCAGGGGAAUUUCUUGACCAGGAGUGUAGAUUUCACAAAUGAGAAUAUGAAAUUGAAUGGAUCUGGGACAGCCACUUCUGUUAGAGAUUUACAAAAAUCAAUGAUUAGUGAUUGUGAUAAUUCCGAUCGUACUGUUUCAGAUGCUGAAAGUGUUUUCUCUGGUUCUGGUGGCACUCCAGGUAACAAUAGAGGUGGAACACCUCGUGGAGUUGUGGUGCCAGCUAGAUUUAAGCAGGAAACUGUUAAUCGUCUCAGGAGAGUACAACCGGAGCCCCUUUCACCUCCAUUGUCCCGAAAUCAUAAGCAUCUCAAAGAUGGUCCAACACUAUCCCCACGAGGACUGUCACCUAGUCCAGUUAGAGGAUCUGUUCGACCUGCUUCCCCAAUCAAUCCAGUUAGAGGAGCUCUUCGGCCAUCUUCCCCCGGCAAUUCAGUUAGAGGAGCUCUUCGGCCUUCUUCCCCAAGCAAUUCAGUUAGAGGAGCUGCUAGGCCUUCUUCCCCAAGCAAUUCAGUUAGAGGAGCUGCUAGGCCUUCUUCCCCAAGUAAGAGUGUGCCUACACCAUCAAGGGGUAUGCCUAGUUCAACAAGAUCACGGAACGGAGUAGGGUUUAACAGUAAUUUGGGGAGCACGCCUUCGAUUCUCAGCUUUGCUGCAGAAACUAGGAGAAGUAAGGUAGGAGAGAACGCCAUUGUUGAUGCACAUGUUUUGAGGCUUCUACACAACAAGUAUUUGCAAUGGCGUUUUGCAAAUGCAAGAGCAGAUGCUGCCAUGUCAGUCCAGAGAGUAACUGCUCAGAAAAGUCUAUAUAAUGCAUGGGUGACUACAUCAAAAAUGCGACAGUCUGUCAUCUCCAAACAAAUUGAGAUACAACAGCUGAGGCAUAACUUGAAAUUGCACUCCCUCCUUAAGAAUCAGAUCCCAUAUUUGAAAGUGUGGGAACAAGGUGAGAGAGAUCACUCUCUUUCUUUGUCUGGGACUAUUGUGUCUCUAGAAUCUGCUACCCUUCGUCUUCCACUUGUUGAGGGUGCAAAGGUGGAUGUUCAAAGUUUAAAAGAUGCUAUUUGCUCAGCUGUUGAUGUGAUGCAAGCAAUGGCAUCCUCAAUAUGCUCUUUAGUAAUGAAGGUGGAGCAUGUGAAUGCUUUAGCAUCUGAACUAGCAACCACAGCAACAAACGAAUGUUUCAAGAUUAAUCAGUGCAAAGAUCUGUUGUCAAUACUCACACACUUGGAGAUGCAUAACUGCAGUUUGAGGACACACGUAUUACAACUGCAACGCCUCUUUCUUUGACUGCUUACUGAUAAAUUGCAAACACUACUAACUACUACCACACUGGAAAUUCCUACUUUGCCCCUAUACCACGAUGCCGACUGAUACUUGGGGGAUGGGGUUUUGUGGAAGACUGCGUAACUUUUACUUGUUUUGGAUUUGUGAAAUACGGGUGGGGUGGGGUCAUGUCUUGUCCUGUAUAUGCAUAUAUACAAGCGAUUUCUCUUUUAGUAUAGAAAAUAUAUGUACAUAUGGACUCUGGAGUCUGGAUGGACA
Molecule: messenger RNA, 2476 nt
Organism: Lactuca virosa
Lineage: Eukaryota; Viridiplantae; Streptophyta; Magnoliopsida; Asterales; Asteraceae
Source: the annotation of a GenBank genome assembly